AUGGGUUUUUUAGAUGGGGUAGAUUUGAAAACAAAUGUAACAGAAAUCUUAUUACAUCUUGAAUAUGAAGAAUAUAAUUCUAUUUAUAUGACCAUCUUCUAUCAUCAAAAUGUAGCGAUGAGUGAUGUAUUAACUCGAACAAACGCUAACAACGACGAACAAAUAUUUGAUUUGUCUGAUCCGACAUCAUCGUCGUUGAUUUAUUCCGGUCUGAAACUGCAUCCCAAACCUCUUAUUCCAACAAUAUCAAUGCCUGGAAUAGCAACUGAUGCUCAUAUAGACACAAAUAAAUUAUCGUCGACAAAUUGUAAUUCAUUAACAAAUUUACGUCAACAAACUGUACAUUUGACCUCAAAUAAUAAUAUUAAUAGUACAUCGUCCUCUACUUCAACUACACCGCAAAAUUCGUCGUCAAUAAGAUUGGUUUCUCAACAAAAACCAUUAUCAUCGACGUCGACAACAACCAAUUCACAAUCGGUACAGCUUCAAAUAUUUAAUAAACCAAUAUCAAAUAUUGUUGCAAUGGCACCUAUUAUUCAGACAACACCACAGCAGCAACAACAUUCUAAUUUCAAUCAGAGUAAUAAAGUUAUAAAUGGAACAAAUUCUUCAAAUGCUCCAUCACCAUCAUCCUAUUCUCAAUUUUCAAAAGCGUUUAUUUUAAAUCAACCACAGUCAACAAUGAUGGCACAAACAUCUUCAUACAUGCCAAAAGUUCAUCAGCAAACUUUACAAUCCACACCUAAUUCCUCAUCUCCACCACAAACAACGAUGGCAAUUAAACACAGUAAUAUAAUAACACCAUUAAACAAUUCAAUAUUAAUACCACAACAGUCUUCUCCGUCUUUACUGACGCUUGUUACACCAAGUUCAUUUUCAUCUGUAUCGUCUUCAUCCACAAAUACAACGGUGUCGACAUUAAAUUCUCUAUCAAAUCAAGUUACAACUGUGACGCCAAAAAUUCAAACUUUAAACAGUACAUUUGUGAAUGAUUCAAAUGGACAAACUCAACAAUCAAUUUAUUUGCAAUCCACACAUAAUGCCCAAUUUUCCGAUUUAAAUUCAAAGUCGCCAUCGAAUGCUUUGCAAAUUACUGUAAGAACCGCGACUCCUCAAUUACAAAAUACGGCUGCAGCUGUGAUGAAUAAUGAUAACCAUCAUCAGCAACAACAACAGCAGCAGCAGCAAAGUCAACAAGUAUUUAGUUUAGCAACAAAAAAUAAACUGACUGUUGUUCAACCCUAUAUUCCAACAGUGACAACGACUUUUACCACUAGUAAUCCAAAAAAUAUUAUUACACAAUCGUCAACAACAACACCAAAACUUGUUAUUCAGCAAGGAAGUACAAUUUGGCCGCAACAUGCGCAAAAUAAUCUUCUAAAUUGUACAACUGUUCCAAAAAUUUAUUCCAUACCACAUCCGUCCGUUGUGCAAGCUAAAGUGUUAUCAAGACCAGUACAAUUAUUUCAAGCCGAUCAUACCAACAAAACAUCAGAUGUCUGCUUUCUACAGUCUGCACGAACAGGAGACAUAAAAAAUGAGAAAAAUGAUAAUGGAAUGUCAACGUCAUUUCAGAUUGCUGGUGUACAGCUAGGAGGAUCUCCUACUGGAAACAAUUUCACACCACUCAAUGUACAAGUUCCACAUUUCUCUAAAGCUCAAGAUUCUGGUCCAACUUAUAUUCAGUUUUCCUUGCUCCCAUCGCCAUCAAAUGAAGUUACACAUCAAACCUUCACAGCAACAAAUCAUUUUUCCAUACCGCAAUCUUUCAACAAUACUCAACAUCGGCCGUCCUCUUUCACUCAAAACAUAAACACGAACGGAUUGUCGUGUGUAGAUCAACAACAAGUGACAUUACUGCAAAAUUUUAAUAAUACUGUUUCGGGUACAACAUCUGCAUCCUUUCUGUCCGGUUCACCAUCCAUUUUAUCGACAAAUACAAAUCAAAUAUUGAUUGAUAAUACAACAGCUCAUUCAAAGCGACAUCAUUCAGUGGACAAUAGUUCAAUAACAACACCAGUUGUCAGAGAAGUUCAGUUGGAAGAAAAAACAAAUGAAUCAGUUAUAAAAACGUCCGUCUCCUCAGCUAGAACUCAAUUGAAACCAGCCGUUCAUAAAACAUCAACAACUUCACCAACAUCUAGUGGCCAAGCACUCAGCAAAGGGCGUCCGCGUCUCCCGUUACAACCGUCAACUCAACAAGUAUCAGCCUCACUACCAUUGUCAGCGCUGUCAACUGCAGCUAGUUCUCUUGGAGUUUCUACUAAUACAGCACCCGAAACAACACUAUCGAAUCGAACAAUACCAAGAAAACAUAAAUUAAUAGACGAUGAUUCAUCAUCCGGUCAAUCAGCUGCCAAAAUUGCUCAUACUGAUUAUCGAGAACAUUAUGAUUCUUCUUCUCAAACGUCCACAAUAUCUGUAAUGAAAAAGGCAAGAAAACAACGUUGUCGUACAAAAUGGUCUUUAGAGAAUUCCACUCCAUCGUCACUAUUACAGCAACAUCAACAAGAAUCACCUGAAUUAUCAUCAGUCAGUUCUUCGCAUCCAACAGGAACCACGUCGAUUGGCAUAAACUGUUCUUUAACAUCUGUAGUUGAUACAGACGCAGGAGUCAAACGGUCAAUAAAAAAGAAGCAGAAUACAACGGAAUCAUCUAUGCCAAAAACCAUCGAUAAAUCAGCAGGAAUUAAUGGACGAAAAGCCUCUAGGCGACAAAUGAUAACUGAUACUCCAACACCACUUGUUCAAAUGACUGUAAAAAAGAAACGAGGUUUACAAAAAACUUCUUCGGUUAAUGAUAAAACUCAGUCUUUUGUGACAAAAGUAAAACAAGAACCUUUGACUAUUGAAGAACACCAAGUGCAUUCUCCAACUACAUCCAAACAAAAAUCAGUAGAUGAAAUUGAUGAUGAUCUUUUGAACUGUUUGUCAAAAGAUUUUGUUUAUUUUGAUCAAAAAACUGGCAUUAGAUGGGUGGGCAAAAAACUUCGACCACGUACAAACAUCAUUACGUCUCGAGUAUCAUGGAAAUCAAAUCCAAAAUAUAAUCACUUUGAAAAGAAUAUUGAUGUGACUAGAACAAAUGCAAAACGGGCUGUUUCAAUGAAAAAUUUACAAGCCGUAUCAAAAAAACUUGACAGUCCAGAUGCUUAUUGGCGUGUACAUUGUCUAACAAAUUAUUUGACAAAUUUGACCUACGAUGAACAAGAAACAAAAAAUGAAUUGUCAGAUAUUGCCUUAUCAUUAAAUACAUUAAAUAUAACUGAUAAAACAAUUCAAAAUAAAAUUGAAGAUCUUCUUGAAGCCAAUAUUCAGCGGCAUCGUUGUUUUUGUGAUCAACUUGGCGAAACAAAAUCCGUACUAUUAGGCAUGCUGGAACAUUCAAAAUUUGUUCGUGAUAUGUUGAAUAAAAUCAUGAGUGAAAAUAUACACGAAUCAUCUAAUACAGAUAGUAUCACUAUAACCGAUGGAAUUCCUCAAAAUCCAAACGAAGAACGAUAUCUGGUAUUAGUGGAAAAGUUUAAACAACUCUAUGGUCAACAAGCAUCUUACAUAUGUCGUGCACCUGGCAGAGUCAAUCUAAUAGGUGAACAUAUUGAUUAUUGUGGUUAUUCUGUUUUCCCAAUGGCGAUUGAUCAAGAUAUUGUUGCCAUAUUUUCUGUUAAUGAUAAAAACAAUGAAAUAAACUUACAAAAUUCCGAUAAAUUAUAUAAUCAAUCAACAUUUAAUGUUGAACAAUUUGAUAUUAAAAAACAAUCUCCAUUAUGGGAUGAUUAUUUCAAAUGUGGCGUCCAAGGAAUUCGUGAUAAAUAUCCAAAUACAAAAUUGAAAGGAAUAAAUGUCUUAAUUGAUGGAACAAUACCUAAAAGUGCUGGAUUAUCGAGUUCAAGUGCUUUAGUCGUUUGUGCUGCUCUAACUACGGCAGUUGCUAAUAAUAUUACAAUUGGAAAGAACUAUUUGGCAGAAUUAUGCGCAGAAUCUGAAAAAUAUAUUGGUACACAGGGUGGAGGAAUGGAUCAAGCCGCUUCGUGUCUAGCUCGAACAGGUUCGGCUAUGAUGAUUAGUUUCAAUCCACUAAAAGCUGUUCAAGUCACUCUACCAGUGGGAUGUGCAUUUGUUGUUACUCAUUCAUUAACCGAAUUAAACAAAGCUGCUACAGCUCAUUUUAAUACAAGAGUAGCAGAAUGUCGGCUUGGUACACAGCUUUUAGCUAAAUUUCGUGGUUUAGAUUGGAGAACAAUACGAAAACCGUUUGAGUUACAAGAAGCAUUAAAAUUAUCUUUAUCAGAUAUGGAACAUUUUACCGUGCAGACACUUCAUUUAGAACCUUAUACUAUCGAUGAAAUAUGUGGAUUGUUAGAUAUUUCUAAACAAGAUUUAAUUGAAUUGAGUCUUGGUCCAAAUACAAAGCAUGUUCAACAAUUCGAAUUACAUAAACGUCUUCAUCAUGUUUUCUCUGAGGCAAAUCGUGUUUUAUUAUUUAAACAAGUAUGUGAUUCUACGGUACAUGAUGAACAAUCACAGAAUACAUUAGGAGAAUUGAUGAAUCAAAGUCAUUAUAGUUGUAGCAAAUUUUAUGAAUGUAGUAGUAACGAACUUGAUGAAUUAACAACAAUAUGCAGAGAAAGUGGGGCGUUGGGAUCAAGAUUAACGGGAGCAGGAUGGGGUGGAUGUGCUGUUUCAUUAGUACGACAAGAUAAACUAGCCACGUUCAUCAAAACGGUAAAAGAAAAGUUUUAUCUUGAUAAUACAGCACGUAGUGCCAAAGCAGAACAGAGUGUAUUUGCCACAUUACCUGGUUGUGGUGUUUAUGUUGCUAAAUUAUGA
Molecule: messenger RNA, 4830 nt
Organism: Didymodactylos carnosus
Lineage: Eukaryota; Metazoa; Rotifera; Eurotatoria; Philodinida; Philodinidae
Source: the annotation of a GenBank genome assembly